AUGACAGAUAAAGUAGUCGAAACUGUUAGCACAACGCCUGUAGAACAAUCAUCGCCGACACAAACACAACCUUCCACAGGAGGUGAAAGGAAAAGCGAGUCGACAAAGCGAUCACGAACUAAAUCAUCCGGUUCCAAACGGCGCAGAAAGAAGAAGAGGGAAACACCACCGGAAGGUUUCGACCAGUGGCCGGAAGCUGAUCAGAAAUAUUACCAGCUUCGAUGGGCUUAUCACCCAACACAUAACACUGAAAUGAAUGCUUAUAAAAAAACACUGCAGGAAGUGAUACCACUGGAAAAAACUGAAAAUCUUGAUGUCGAUUUCUAA
Molecule: messenger RNA, 327 nt
Organism: Acanthocheilonema viteae
Lineage: Eukaryota; Metazoa; Nematoda; Chromadorea; Rhabditida; Onchocercidae
Source: the annotation of a GenBank genome assembly